GAAACAUAUUGAGAAUAUCGUUUUUUCACCGAAUAUGGAAUAUAUGGUGACUAGUAAUGACGUAUCUGUAGUUUUGUGGACAGUUGAUUUAUUAGAUAAUAAAAUAGAGAAAGAAAAUACAUUUAAGGAUCAUCUGGAACCGGAAAGGUCGCUACUAAGAUUAUCAAAUAAAAAAUUAUUGAUUAGUGGUUUUAAGGAUUCAACUGGUUACUCUGAGUUAACGGUCUUAGAUAUGGAAACGGCGGCGGAAACUCCGAAAUGUACCACAAUAAAGCCAAGUAACGGAAGAUUUUUACAAUUUCUACCAAAUGGAAAUCUUCUAUUGAUUAAAGCACCAUAUAUAUAUGUUUUUACAGAAACUAUAUUGAAUAAUUCACCGUACACAAGAUAUACUUCAAAAUAUCAUUUAUGUAUGGUCGAUAUUCGAAAGGGCUUAGAAGUUGUCGAUAUUCGAAUGGACUUAAAAAUGGAUGAUGGUCAAAGGAAAAUAGAAAUAGACGAUACCCCGACAAUAAUCCAAAUGGACCUAAUAAAUGAUCAAAUAUUCUUUACCCUAAAAGGCUCACUAUAA
This is a messenger RNA of Funneliformis mosseae, 571 nucleotides long. The record is from the annotation of a GenBank genome assembly. Lineage: Eukaryota; Fungi; Glomeromycota; Glomeromycetes; Glomerales; Glomeraceae.